UGGGGCGGGGAUUGGAGGGGGAGUUAAUGAUUUACCGGAGGCUCAUUUCACAACUUACCAAGGGUCAGCUUCCCAAGACCAUGUACAGGCUGGGUCCCCUUGGCCGCUCCCCGCCCGCCAGCGUUGAGCCGGAAGGCCCCCCAGGCAGAGAGCAGCAUGAUCUCCAUCACCGAGUGGCAGAAGAUUGGCGUGGGCAUCACCGGUUUCGGCAUCUUCUUCAUCCUCUUCGGGAUACUCCUGUACUUUGACUCGGUGCUCCUGGCCUUUGGAAACCUGCUGUUCCUGACGGGCCUGUCCUUCAUCAUCGGCCUGCGGAGGACCUUUACGUUCUUCUUCCAGCGGCACAAACUCAAGGGGACCAGUUUCUUCCUGGGGGGCGUGGUUAUCGUGCUCCUGCGCUGGCCCCUCCUGGGCAUGUUGCUGGAAACCUACGGAUUCUUUAGCCUGUUCAAGGGCUUUUUCCCUGUCGUCUUUGGCUUCCUGGGCGACGCUGCCAACAUCCCCCUCCUGAGUGCGGUCACUUCUAGGACCUGUCUCCUCACCAGGAUGAACUGCUUGGUUUCUUGGCAGCUACUGCUUUUCCUCUGUGCCACCUCCUUGGGGGAUCCAUUGGAAAAGGUGGCAGCUGUGCAGAAUCCUAGACCCACAGGCCAGCAGCUCGGACCCCAGGACCUCCUGGCCCGCUGGGAGCAGAGCGCGCGGUGCGCAGGGAGGAGGCCGGCAGCCACGGCGCUGAGCCCUCGCGGGGUCGCGCCGUGCCCGCCCCCCGAGAGCUCCGCGGGGCCCCAGCGGCACGGCCUGUGCGCGCCCCGCAGCCGCCUGAUCCCCGCGCCCCGCGGCGCGGUGCUGGUGCAGCGGGAGAAGGACCUGUCUGCCUACAACUGGAACUCCUUCGGCCUGCGCUACGGCAAGCGGCAGACCCGCCCGGAGAGCCGCAGCCCCGGCGCGGGGCGGGCUGAGGGCGCAGGUGGCCGCAAUGAACUUCAAACCCGGGAUGAGGGGUCGGAGCGCGCGAGACUAGGGCGGGGAUACGGGGCUCGCGGAGCAGGCACUAGAGCUUCUGGCCUGAGGCAAUAA
Molecule: messenger RNA, 1077 nt
Organism: Propithecus coquereli (Coquerel's sifaka)
Lineage: Eukaryota; Metazoa; Chordata; Mammalia; Primates; Indriidae
Exons: 6
Coding region: 157-1077 (306 amino acids)
Biological process (GO): G protein-coupled receptor signaling pathway; positive regulation of cytosolic calcium ion concentration; vesicle-mediated transport
Cellular component (GO): neuron projection
Molecular function (GO): kisspeptin receptor binding
Source: RefSeq, a predicted model, not a curated record